GAAUCACGUGUUCCCCAAUUCCUUCAAGCCGCGCUUUCAGUGUUUGACUCCCGCUCAUCUUCCACAUGUAAUUACAUCAAACACUUGGUGUGCGUGGUGGGGUGGGCUAUGGUGGGGUGGGGCUACACGCAUUUUUUCCACUUCUUUGCCGAAAGAUUAACACAGUUUUUUUAAAACUUCUGUUUUACCAUUACAGCUAAUUUAAUUGCAAAAAAAGAAAAAAAAAAGUAUUAACUUCACCCCCCAUAACCAACCCUUUCAUCAUUUUCAGCCAAUCCGACGAGCUCCGCCGUCCAAUAUUCUUCAAUCUAACUUUUUUUUUUAUUUAAUUUGAAUUAUGUGUUCGGGAUUUUCUGAAAGAUCAAUUGCGAUCAAUGACCGUGAAUUCCGGGUUGUAUGGGAUCUAUGCUGCUGGGGGAAUUGAGGAUUUUUAGGGCUUUAUUUUAUUUAUUUAUUUUUAAUUUAUGGAGAAUAUAGAGACGCUGUUAGCUGCAGUAGCUCAGACGCAAGGUUUUGACGAUGAUGAGCCCGUUGCUUCUACUGCACCGGAGCUAGGGUUACCAAAUUCUGAUUGUUCGCCGGAGACUCGAGGAGAUACAGGGGGUUUACAGCUAACAGUAGAUGCUGCUGGGUAUGGACGACCUUCUGCCGUGGUGGAUACGCCUCCUCCAGCCCCAACUCCGGCAUAUGUGGCCAUAGAUAAGCGGAAGAGAGGGCGACCCCCCAGGGGACAGCUAGUGACGAAACCACCGCCGCCGAAGCGGGUAAAACCGGUGGAUGAGGAGGAGGAUGUUUGCUUUAUUUGCUUCGAUGGAGGUUCUCUGGUACUUUGUGAUCGCAAGGGGUGUCCAAAGGCGUAUCAUCCAGCAUGUAUUAAGCGCGACGAAGCCUUUUUUCAAUCAGCAGCGAAGUGGAAUUGCGGAUGGCACAUAUGUAGUGUAUGUCGGAAAUCUUCUCAUUAUUUGUGCUACACUUGCACCUAUUCAUUGUGCAAGAGAUGUACUAAAGAUGCAGAUUACUUGUGUGUUAGAGAAAACAAAGGAUUUUGCUCGACUUGUAUGAAAACUAUCAUGAUGAUCGAAAACAAAGAACAAGCAAUGUCGGUUAAAGUGGAUUUUGAUGACAAAACUAGCUGGGAGUAUCUCUUCAAGAUGUAUUGGGUGUACGUAAAACAGAAGUUAUCAUUGACACUGAGUGAGCUCACUCAAGCUCAAAAACCCUGGAAAGGUGUGGCUUCAGUAGCUUACAAGCCGCAGUUAAGUGAUGUAGAGAUUCGUUUGCUACAAAAUGAUGUGAAAAGGACAACGCGAUCAAGCAUUGGUAAUCAUGUGGUGAAACAAAAUAGUGUUAAGGAGGAAGUUGGUUCAUGUCACCACAAAGACAAUGUAAAACCAUGCGUGGAUGAAGUCACUGACAAAGCCACUGAAGAACCACUCAUUAAGGUAGCCACUGAGGAGCCACAUAUUAAGGCAGCCAUCGAGGAGCCACACAUUAAGACAGUUACUGAGGAGCUACUCAUUGAAAAGGAUCGAAAUGAUUUAAGCCUUGCUAAAGAUACCUUGAAGCCUUGCAUCCGCGACAACAAAAUUGACAGAGAGUCGAAGAGAGAAAUUGAAUGGGCAACUAAAGAGCUCUUGGAAUUUGUUGCACAUAUGCAAAAUGGUGAUACAUCAGCUAUAUCACAGUUUGAUGUCCAAAAACUAUUACUUGACUACAUAAAGAGAAACAACCUUCGGGAUCCUCGCCGAAAGAGUGAAAUUAUAUGUGAUUUAAGGCUCACGAAUCUAUUUGGAAAGCCACGUGUUGGUCACAUUGAAAUGUUGAAGCUUCUCGAAUUUCACUUUCUCAUAAAGAAGGAUUCUCACAAUAGUUCUUUUAUCCCAGCGGGAUCUGUUAGUUCUAUAGCAAGUGACGUGGAGGCUGAUGGAAACAUUUAUGGAUCCCCAAUGCAAAUUAAUAGUAGAAAGCGGAAAACCCGUAAAAAGAUUGAAGAGAGAAUUCUGCAAAACAAUUUAAACGAUUAUGCUGCAAUUGACGUCCAUAACAUUAAUUUGGUCUAUCUGCGGCGUAAUCUAAUGGAGCAUCUUAUGGAUGAUCGUGAGAACUUCAAUACUAAGGUUAAUGGGGCUAUUGUGCGCAUUAAAAUAUCAAGUAAUGAUCAGAAGCAAGAUGUUCAUAGGCUUGUCCAAGUUGUAGGGACUAGUAAGGUGGCUGAGCCCUAUAAAAUUGGUGACAGGACAACAGACGUCAUUCUUGAAGUUCUAAAUUUGGAUAAGAAAGAAGUUGUAUCAAUUGAUGCCAUUUCAAAUCAAGAGUUCACUGAGGAUGAAUGCAGAAGGCUACGUCAAAGCAUUAGAUGUGGGCUUGUGAAACAGUUCACUGUUGGUGAGGUACAACAAAAAGCUAUGGCACUCCAAAGAGUUAGGGUCAAUGAUUGGCUGGAGGCAGAGAUAUUGCGGCUAAGUUCUCUUCGAGAUCGAGCUAGCGAGAAGGGGCGUAAGAAAGAGCUUAGAGAAUAUGUAGACAAAUUGCAGCUGCUAAAUUCACCGGAGGAGCGGCAGCGCAGAAUCUCGGAAGUUCCAGAGAUACACUCUGAUCCAAAAAUGAAUCCAAAUUAUGAAUCAGAAGAAGAUACCAGGAUUUGUGAUAGCAUUAACAAAGAUGAAUAUGCGAGGCCAAGCUACCCAGGGUUAUCUAAAAGUGGAAGGAAGCACAUUUCUCCUAAUAAAAAAGGUAAAGAAAAGCAACCUAUCCCGAAGCCGAAUAGUUCGAUUACCAACUCAGCUAGUGAGGGUAAGAAUGGUGAGGCCAUGCAAAAGUCUGGACUAGAGACUUGUGUUGCAACUUGUUCCUCUGUCGGAAACUCACCACCUGCUAACCAUAUAGAAACGGAGAAACUGUGGCAUUAUCGUGACCCUAAUGGCAAGAUUCAAGGACCGUUUUCCAUGAUGCAGCUUCGUAAAUGGAAUGCAAGUGGUCUAUUUCCUCCUGAUAUGAGGAUAUGGACAAAUCACGAGCAAUACGACUCGUUACUUCUUAGUGACGCUCUGAAUGGCAAACUCCAUGGACCAUUGGAGUCGUCGUCAUGUAAACCUUGUUUGGGGCCUCACAGAAACGGGGUUGUUGAGGUAAGUGAGGACAUACAUGUGACUGUGAGAGAUAGUAAACCAACAGAGAGCAUUAGUGGAGUUGUAACGACAGAUGAAUCUAGCUCGUCCCACUGGCCACGAUGUUGGGAUUUACUCAAGGAUAGUAAUUCUAGUGGUGAUGGUGUCCAAGAGAGUGGUGAGUUCAACCAUGGUUCACAAAAUGGAGAGAAAAAAUCAACUGAAGUGGCUCAAAACCCGAGGAGUAGUGUGUUUGAAACAAAUAAUAAUAAUGAUGACCGAGCAGUAUCUUCUGAAGAAAACUCGAGAUCUUUAAAAGUUGAUUUGAGCUCGGUUCAUAUGGAAUCGGUUUCUGUUUUUGCACUUGAUUCAAGUAGACAGAGGAAGGAUGUAGAUGUCUUGGAUCUUCUUCCUAGUCCGACCCCAAAGACAGCAGCCGAAAAUCCCGUCUUGCAAAACUGUGGUAUUUUGGAGCUGCUUAGUCUUGCACCAAGAUCUAAUGAUGAAGAUGAAACUAAGCAAUCUGGAUGUAUAAAAUCUCCCACGAACGGUGGUUCCAAUAUCGGAGUGGCCGAUGAAUGGUGUGGCUAUUCUCCUACACCUGGUAAAACAGAUCUUCAAGAAUGGGAUUCUGGUCUCGUCUCUGUAUCUUCAACGAGGCCUCCUGAAGUUACAAGUGAGAACAUUGAUUCCCCGAUUAUUGAUGUUUCUCAAUCCUUUCCUGCGUCAAAUCUACCUAGUUGGCUGCAAAUCUUUAACGAGCCAAUUGAGUUCGACGCGUUGGGUGAGGAAUCGGUGUCGGAUUUGUUGGCUGAAGUCGAUGCAAUGGAAUUGCAAGGGACAUUGCAUUCACCUACGUCAGCCAUGAAGUUCGCUAGGGAGUUGAUUGAAGAUUGUAAAGACGACUGCUUUAGUUCGAUUGAGCAGUUCAGCUCCACACCUGAUCACAAUCCUCGAAAAAGCGAUGCAUUGAGCUCCACCGGGGAGGUACAGUUGAAUUCCCAGUCUUCACCGACGCCGAUGGAGACAUCUUUUAAGAGGUCGAGUGAACAUUCAUCUGCAAGUAACGAGGGAGAAACUAGUAACAAUGCUGGUCAAAGCAAUGCGAAUCAAGAAACGAGAUCAGAUAACAUGGACCCCAGUUGGGGAACGGUGCAGGGUAAUAUUAACCUGGUGACGGUGCAGGGUAAUGUGAAUCUUGUCUUGGGCGGCGGACCUUCUCCGGGAAUGGGUAACCUCGGUUGGGGAACUAACCCUGGUUCACCAUGGGUGAACCACCCAAACAUGAACCUAAGUCCGAUAAAUGUCGGCCAAUCGUGGGAUGGUGGUCACCGCAAAUACGGUGGUGAAAGGUUUAACAGCCCUAGAGAGUGGGGUUGUUAUCAAGGCGGUGACUCGGGGUUCGGGAGGGGGCGCCCUCCGUGGGGUAGGCAACCCUACGGCGGUGGCGGAUACUCGAGGCCUCCCCCCAAAGGGCAGAGGGUAUGUAUAUACUACGAGAGUGGUCAUUGCAAAAAGGGUGCCUUUUGUGACUAUCUACACCCUUGAAUUUUUUAUUUAUGUAUUUUUGAAUAAUUAAUUAUUUAAUGUAGGUAUAUGCUUCGAUUAAACACAAUUUGUUGUACGCACGGUUAAACCUUUAUAAAUUAAUACAGUUGAGAUCAAACUGACUUUGAUUAA
Molecule: messenger RNA, 4787 nt
Organism: Erythranthe guttata (spotted monkey flower)
Lineage: Eukaryota; Viridiplantae; Streptophyta; Magnoliopsida; Lamiales; Phrymaceae
Product: zinc finger CCCH domain-containing protein 44
Molecular function (GO): protein binding; DNA binding; metal ion binding
Source: RefSeq, a predicted model, not a curated record